UUGAAACACUACUAUGUAGUUACUCCGUAGGUUAGACAACAUGGAUGUUGGCAAGUAGUAGGUAACUAGGAAGGAGGGGUAGUUAGUUAACUAACUAGUAACUAAGUUAGUUGGAAGCUGAGGCUAAGCCAGGUUAACCUCGCCCAAGUCGACAAGCAAGUUCAUCCCGUUUCAUCCUCUCUGCAACAAACGUACAUACAAUUAUAGGGCAGCUUUCACAUCCUGAAAGAGAAGUACAACAUGCAGUCUGGAAUAUCAGUGUCCCCUGAGCUGCACGACGCAUUCAAUGCCUUCGUCUCGACGCCUUCUCACUUUUGUCUCCCCGUAACAAUCUCCUCCGAGCGUCUCACCCCUCUGGAACCGAUCGCUUUCCCCUUAUCCUCCGCUGACGAUGAUACCAAAUUCAGCAACUCCCUACCCCUCCUUGCCCCGCACACGCAACCGAAAACCCCCAUCUACCUCAUCCUCCGCCGCAACGCCGGCUCCAACGCCCUCAUAGCUCUCACAUAUAUCCCGUCCACAUCGCCCGUACGUGCAAAGACCCUGUUUGCAAGCACACGGGCAACUCUCGUCCGCGAGCUUGGCAGCGAGAAAUUCGCCAGCACGAUCUUCGCCGCGGAUGCGGAGGAGGUUCUUGAUGCUGCCGUUUGGAAGGAGAGGGAUGCGGAUCGGAAUGCGGCCACAGGCGGAGCUGCGGAUGAUAACGAAGCGGAGAGUAGGAGGGAGGAUUUGAUGGGCAAGAAGGAGAGGGAAUUGAAUGAAGUUAGGAGGCAGGAGGAGCAAGCGAGGAGUAUGACCCGGAGGGAUGUGGGGAUUGGAGGGACCAUUGGGCGUGGGAAUGGAAACGGGGAGAGUGAACUGCAUAUUGGAAUUGGGAAUGGGGUAAAAGAGGCAUUCCAGCAGGUGCGGGAAAGUGGUUCGGUUAUCCGGUUGACUAUUGACGUGCCAACCGAAACUCUCACUCUAAUCUCCACUGAGUCGAAUGUCGAACCUGAUUCCAUAUCAAACCUGAUUUCAGACUCGAAGGCCCAGUACACAUUUUAUUACUAUCCGGACCCCAAAGCAGUCAUCUUCAUAUACACCUGCCCAUCUGGUUCCGUAAUCAAGGAGCGCCUAUUGCACGCUAGCUCGCGGAAUGACGUGGUGAAGCUUGCUGUUCUACAGGGUGUAGAAGUUGCGCAUAAGAUUGAGGCAUCGGAACCCACAGAUAUCACACCUGGAAGCCUUGCGGAACAAGUCAAUCCACGAAAGGAAGAGGUUCGACAAACAUUUGCAAGACCCAAGAGACCCGGCCGGUGAAAGGUUUGAUGUCUGCCGCCCUUGAAUUGGUCCCGUUUCUCAGGAUUGGUCUAAGCUGGUCUGAUCACGAGUCCAGGGUGCUGUUCCAAUUUCAAGAAUCGUCGGAUAUUGCUAUUGUCAGAAUGUCUUUUUCUUAUUAUUGCUCUCCGGUAUCCCCCUAUAUAUCGUAGCCAGUUCCGCACCCUCUAGAAAUCUAAGAUCCUUUUGGUAUUUGUAAAACCCGUAGCCUGGACGCCGUCGCAAGCUCGAUAUCCCGUUAAAAUUCGUGAAUCAAAAUCAAUAAACGGUCAACAUAAAUAAUUGAACGCCUUCUUCUUUUCUCUGCCCCUUUCCAAUAUCUCACUACCUCUCUCUCUGCUCUCCCCAAGAAAGGACAGGUUUCAUCAUUCCCAUUAAACCCAAAACCCGUAGCUCAGAUACGCCCCAUCAAGAUACCCCUGCCCGAUGCUGUUUCCGCUGGAAAAACAAAUCCGUCCUCGAACUACCCAGGUUGAUAAUCUUCGGGCACCCAUCGCGAUCCUUCUCCAAUCGAGUACACUCGAAACAGUAAAAGGCGUCACUAAUCCCCUCCCCGCCACAUACGAUGCACUUGUUCUGGUAGUUGCCGAAAGAACAUUCAUCGCAGAUGCGUACGAGGGUAGUGGGCCGCACGUACGAGUCGCAGACCGGACAUUUACCGUCGCAUUUAUCGCAGAGACGGCCGAUGGCAAUUCCGGUUUGCUUGCGGCACAUUACGAGAUCGGGGUGGUGACGGGACAUGGUUGUAGCGGUGGUUGUGGCUGUUCAGGAUGUGGGAGGUUGCGGCUUGUUCUUCAAGUAGCGGGCGUGCCCGAUUACGAACGGCUUCGUGCUAUGGAUUAUAGGAAACAACCGCUUCUUGUGUCCUCGCAGUAUUUUGGAAGAGAUCGUGUCAAGUUACUCAGUUUUGCGUGGAAUUGACGCGGAUUGCUGGACACUGUCUGGGUCUGGCACAGAAGCCGCCACUAUUUGCUUGGGCUUGGUAGUCUGUCAGG
Blastomyces dermatitidis ER-3 is the source of this 2312-nucleotide messenger RNA. RefSeq names its product PTK9 protein tyrosine kinase 9. NCBI's taxonomy places the organism in Eukaryota, Fungi, Ascomycota, Eurotiomycetes, Onygenales, Ajellomycetaceae. The transcript is spliced from 4 exons. Gene Ontology annotation, biological process: actin filament depolymerization; barbed-end actin filament capping. Gene Ontology annotation, cellular component: actin filament; cytoplasm. Gene Ontology annotation, molecular function: actin monomer binding; actin filament binding. Bases 241 to 1299 code for a protein of 352 amino acids. The record is from RefSeq and is a predicted model, not a curated record.